AUGUUGUUGUUGUUGUUGUGCCUGCUGGCUACGACGACAACACCAGUUUCAGCUGGUCUCCCACCUCCCCAAUGUCUAUGUCUGAGAAUGUUCACGGUAAACAGACUGGACUAUAUCGAGACGGAUAGUUGCGACACGAGUAAACAAUACAACUGCACAGCACCUCACAAUCAAUGUGAUCCAAACUAUGCCUUCACCUCCAACGAUGGCUACAACAAACUAUACGUUGGCGAUUGUCCCAACUUGCCCUACGACGAAGACGAAGACGUCCACAUCCUAGGCAGUGUCUGUUGUCAAUGUGCCAAAGGCUACAUCAUGAACAAUCAAGCGGAUUGUGUACUCCCAGUUGUAGAUCCAUGUCAGACUGCCAACUGCGCUGGUACUUGCCAGAACUCUGGCGGUACGGCAGUAUGUUCUUGUGCCCCACCUUUGAUACUUGGAACUGAUUAUAAGUCAUGCUUCCAGAAUGUUUGUUCCACUGCCAAUGGUGGAUGUCAACAAAGUUGCGAGAGUAUUGAUGGAAAGGCCAAGUGCACAUGUGCCCAGUACUACUCAUUGGCCGCCAACAACAAAUCAUGUAUCCAUGAUCCAAUCAACAUCACAGCCAUCACUCACCCUGACAUAUACUUUAAUGAAGCUGGCAACAUAACAAUCAUUGGCGCUGGCUUCAAUGUGUUGCCAAACUCAAAUGUAUCGGCAUCAAUUGGUGAUGCACUAUGCAAGCGCGUCAAGGUCAUCAACUCAACACAUAUUGUUUGUCAAUUUGCUGGUGAUGCCACACCAUCAGUCGACAGCAACUCAUUGUCUGUUAAUGUAACAAUCGAUGGCGCCAAGGCAUCCAAUCAGUUGUUCUUCUACACUCAAUACGUUCAAUGUUUGAAUGGAUGUAGUGGACAUGGCACAUGUAACAACAAGACUGGCGAGUGCACUUGUGAGCCAGACUAUGGUCGAACCGACUGUUCGUUCAACAAGCAGACCAACAACCUGCCACCACCCACCAUCGACGAGUCAGGCGGUACUUUGUUCCCAAUAUCCGAGGGCAAGGGAAGCAACUUCACACUCUCCAUCAUGUUCCUUCGUGAGCUCGACAAUCUUGACCGCCAGGUCAAGUUGCUAAAGAUGUCCGAAAUCAUUUGGACCGCACGCAAUGUCACUCCCGACUCCAACACCUAUCACUACCGAGGCGUGUUCCCCAACGACACGGCCACAUUUGAGGUGCAGAUCGACUACUUCAAGGAUGCAACAAAGGUCGACUUUGCCGGCGAGACCAUUCAGAUCCUGGACAACUCGAUCAAGUACACGAUAAGCAUUCAGAACUGGCGCUUCAACAGCACGCUCAACACGCUCCAUAUCGUGUACAGCACCAAGUCAUCCAACCCCUGCGCUGACAUGACCGUCGACAAGAAUGUGGGCAUCUCCAACAGCUCGUCGCCAUACCCAUUCCUCGACGUUGCCGAUGGCACUGGCGCAGUGAUGCAAGGUCGUUUCGCCAGCAGGAUGUUGAUCGACGAGAGGAUCGUCAAGAGUCUCUUUGUGCACCUGCCGACCACAGACAACCUCUACCAGCUGCUCCCCAACGACUCGUUGUCGACUACAUUCAACGUGUUGACGGCCAAUGUGCUACCGGCAUUCAGUCGUCGCGCCAAGGUCGAUCCAAACUUUGGUGUGAUGGUUGCAAUCAAUGGUGUUCGCGACCAGUGUAGCGAGUCGGACAACAAGAUCGGCUGGAAAAUACCAGUGAUCGUUGUAUGUUCUGUCGUCGGAGCUGCCUUGGUAGCUGUUUCCAUCGCAUUCAUUGCAAGGUCCAAGUUUGUCAUGUUGAAGAUGAGCCAAAUUAGAAUGAAGAAUAUCGAAUAA
This is a messenger RNA of Acytostelium subglobosum LB1, 1857 nucleotides long. RefSeq lists its product as hypothetical. Gene Ontology annotation, biological process: sexual reproduction. The transcript has 2 exons. The coding region runs from base 1 to 1857 and encodes 618 amino acids. The record is from RefSeq and is a predicted model, not a curated record. NCBI's taxonomy places the organism in Eukaryota, Evosea, Eumycetozoa, Acytosteliales, Acytosteliaceae.